AUGUCAGAGCGUGCUUGUGCGAAGCGUAAGGCUUCACGGUGCUUAUUCGGACGGCCUGACAAGGAAAAGGUGAAGAUGAUAGGAAAUUUUGGAUAUUUUUAUCGGAUUUUCAGUUGGACAAAAUGCUGCGCACGGAGCUGGAAGGUUUCAACAAGGCGAAUCGCGAAAAGUACGGUUUCGACUUUUCCAAAGACGUUCCUCUGAAGGGCGGUGAAUACGAUUUCGAGCCGGUUCCCAUGGCUGAUGUUUGUUUAUUUUUUGAUUUUUGAAUAAAAAUUGAUGGUUCAGAUUCCACAAGUCUAUCAUCCUCGUGUUGUCCGUCCGAAGAAGAAACGGGAAGUCGUCGAAGAAGUUGAAGAAGAAGUAGAAGAAAGGGUCGAGAUUAAUGUCGAAGAACCGUCGACUUCCAAAAGAGUUACCAGGUGAAAAAUAAUUUUGAAGGUAACUCAAAGAUAUUUAUUUUUAGGUCAUCAGCCCGACUGAUCAAGGAGAAAAGCCUCGAAGAAGAUAAAACUCUGAAGCAGGCCAAGCUCACGAGUAAGUUUGAUGGGUUUUGUCGUGAUAUUUUAUUCAGUAUAUUUCGUUUAGUAGUUAUUUUUAGUGCAUUUAAAGGUACAUAAUUUUUUUGAUUUGGCUUUGCUUUUCACUGAAACAUGGCUCUUUGCCGUGAGACCUCAUGCUCCUUUCAAAAAAACUCCAGAAAGAAUUUUUUUGAAUUUAAAGUUUUUUUCAAGUUUUAAGAUGAAGCAAGAAAAAUAUUUGUCUGAAUUUUUUUCGAACCUAUAUUUUUUUUUUUUCAAAGUUUCCUCUAACAAUCAAAGUAAAGUCAGAAUGGUUUUGAAACUUCUGACUUUCCUCAUUAGAAUUUUGAAUAGCUUGUUUAAAUAGGAUUCCUGUUUCUCAGAUAUUUCGAAAUCUGUGUAUCCUGAAGCCAAAGCUUUUCGUGAAUCCAUAUAACUUUGUUUAGAAAUUUUACAGUUUUCUAAAGAAAUUCCCGUUCUUUUUAAUCGGUUAAAAGUCACUAGUUUUCCUGACCUUUCCUUAUCUUGUUUUCAAUCAAUUAGUAGGAUUCUGUUUGUUUUUUUUUCACCAAGGCCAUUUUUCUUUCUAAUUGCCCUCCUCAUGAACUGCUCGCAUUCUAAAAUCGUCGAGCCCUCAAUUUCGUUUCGAAAAAGCGAGAACGGCAUGUGGUUCGUGAUUUAUUUGGCCGGAUACCUGCCAAUUUUGCUUGUCACGACACGCUCCAUCGCCAAAUCUCAGUUCGAAUCUUGAUCCGGGACGGCUAAAUUGCUACUUUCCAGGCCUUUUUUGGUCGUUGAGUAGAUUGGGGUUUAUUGCCAGGAAGAGCGAUUUUUAAGGCGCUUUGUGCGUUGCAACAGCGCCUGAUGUAGUUUUUAGGAAAAGGUUAAAAAAAGUACUGAAAUCUUUGAAAUUUUUAAAUUUUGUACAUGCAGGCUUUCAUAGCGGGUUUGUAAGGAUUUAUACUGUAGAGAUUUCGUAAAUUUCGUUGAGAAAAUUUUCGGUUUUAUAAUUUUUGAGGAAGAUCUAACAAGUUAUAAGUUUCGAAAUAACUUUUUUUGAACAAUUGGAAAUCUAAUUUCAAGAAAAAAAUUCAAAUUAUUUUUUUCAAAUUGUCUCAAGUCAUGGUGUUCAGCACUUUUUGAUAGAAGUAGUGAUUGAAAAAAAUCUAAAAUUUUUAGGUUUCUGUUUAAAAAUUCCAAAAAUUCACAUUUUUCGGAGGGUAAUUGGAGAAUUUCGAAUGAUUUAUCAUUUUUGAAUUUAUUUUUUUCUCAUUUUUGGACGGUUUUUAUGAAUCUCGUCUAACUGUGAAAGAUUUAAUUUUUUAGGACCUCAAAAUUUUUUCACAGCAGCUAGAAUCAAUUCGAAGUAUUUGAAUUGAUCGAUUUUGUUAUCCACAAGCUGGAAUUCCAGUAAAAAAAGGCUUGAAUGUUUUUUUGGUUAUCAAAUGACGGUUUUUAUUUCUAAUUAAUCACGAUCAUACUCGAUAAAUGUCCGAAAGUUUGAACGUAACGGCUCGGCUUGCAUAACCGAAACCGAGGUCAGAAGUCUCGAUUUCACUGGAUCGUGUCGUGGUCAUGUUGCACAACGGCCGCAGAACACACGUGUUGUCCGUCCCAAUAAAUAACCAACUUGAGUCAAUCAUCCGCUUAUGCAAUUGUCGAUGAUGGAACUCGGGAAAGACCGUCAAGGCCGAUGGGAAAACCCUCGAAGACUUCUUUUAUGGUUCAAAAAAAUCCUCGUUGAAACGCGCUGACCGAUGCCGUCAUAGGUCGAGGAUGGGAUUAGGCUGAGCCGGCCUUCCUUCCCCAUAGAGAUCCGAGUAUUGACACAUUCCCGUCAAAUAUUUGACCACGACCAGUUCGGCUCGGUCAGAUUGUUACAAAAAGACUGUUAUGGAGGAGUAGUAGGCAUUUUUGACCAAAAAAUUUCAAAGAUUGAAGCUUUUGGUAAGCUCAAAAUCUUCAUUAGUCUUCUUGUAAAAAUGAUCCUUUAGAAAAAAACUUUCAGAAGAUCUGAAUUUUUGGAAUUUGAAACGGCAGCAUUUUUGCGUCUUUAAAAAACUAGAUCAUCAUUUUUUGUUCAUGUUCUGCGACCAUAUUUUUUUGAGCCCAAACUCCGAGUUGGACCAAAAUUAACGACCUUCACCCAGUGGUCGAUUCCACAUUUUCGACGUUAACUUUGAUGGGAUUUGCCAUGUGUUCCUCUGUGUUGGGCCGUUCGGUGGCAACGCAAAACCGGACAAAGUGGUUGCAUUUUGCAAGGGGAAGAAAGAGGCGGCGUUGGUGGGAACGACCGAACCCAUCCGAUCAAUAACAGCUGGUAGGACACCCCGCGACGACGCCUCGCCACAACAAAACCACGCUGCGCAAUCGGGGGAUUUUGUGUGAACCUUGAAACCGGGCAGUUGCUUUGCCAGCCUUGGUUCGACACGAAUAAUGAGGAAUUGGAGCGGUUGAAGCGAACAAAAAUUAUGGAUUUGCCGGAAUUGAUGUUUUCUGUGGGGAACUUUAACGUACCGUCGGAAAAGGUAUGGAAAGUUUUUUUCAUUACUCGGGUGGAGCUCAAUAUUUUUCAAACUCUCUAAAGCUGGAUAUGAAUGAAGAAGUAUUGAAAUUUUGCACGUUUUGAAUGGGAUAAAAUAGUUGGUCUUUUUUUUCGUUCUCAAGAUUUUCCAAUUUCUUAUCUCGUAAAACCGACAUAAAGAGAACAACCUAACCAACUUCAUACAGUUCAAAAUCCACUUUCUCAGUCAUAAACCUCCACUAUUGGAAGUGUAGAUAACCUUAUUUGGUUUGAGAACCGUAAACGUGUAACGCAGCAGCGUAGGUUAAGCAAACGUCGCUUGGAAGCGAAGCCUUGCGCAAGACUCUUCAUAGAUUUACGGCGUUAAAAAUGAUAAGGAUGGUCCUUUUUUGGCUCGAGUUUUGGGGGACCUUAAUGGUUUGGGGAAGGUUUGAAGGUUAAAGAAUGAAGUUCUAAUGAGUUUUUGGAUUUUUCAAAGAUUGGAUAGGAUUAGUGGUUUUUUUCAUGAAAUAGAUCUGCCAAUAAAAUAUUUAGAUUCUAAGGAAGUUUUCCAAAUUUCGAUAAGAUAACUAAUCUCAGCCGUUUUGAGUUCACGAUUGAAGAAAAAGAGUAUGACCUGUGAUCAAAGUUAAACCUCUUUUUUUAAGGAACAACUUUUAACUGGUUCAUAGUGAUAAGAGUUUUUUUUUCUGACUUAUUUGACAUUCAUUUCGACUAGCUCGUACCUACAUGUUUAAUUACACUUUGACAUACGCGCUUGGGACGAGAGUGACUAAUCCUGUUGGCCGUUGUUCGGCGUGUUUCAAGUGAACUGGUCAAGUAUGUGGUGCGGCCUUAAUGCGUCGCUUGCGCAACGGAUCAAGUCGAAAGUCGCAAAUAUUGAACCCUUUCUGGGGACCGACGAUAAUGUGCGCAAUACUGAUUCUUGGCUCUGAUAAAGUUGGUUGCGUAAACAGCCAAAAUAUUGGGAGGAUUAGAAAACUUUCCGUUUGGUUGGAGAAUUGGAAAAUGUCGGCAAUUUAUGUGAAAUAAUAUAUUUUUUGAAACAGUAAACCUUUUAAACUUCGACAAAUUUUGAUAGUUUUCGACAUUUUAUAGUAUUUUCAAAGGUCCUGUUCGAAGGAGUAUGUACAUGUUUAAUGAAGAAAUCGAAGUUAUGAACCAUUUUGAAAGUAUUUUUUUAGGUUAUUUAAGAUGUUUGCGCCUUCAAGAAUCAUAAAAAAAUGAUUUUUUUAGACUCGCUUCUAUCAGUAAAAAAAUCAAAAAAAUCAUAUUUUUUUCACUGUUUUUUUCGAACAAAUAAGCUAAUACGCCUGCUUAAUCAGAAUCGACAAAAAAAUAUUCAAUUUUUCAAGGAAGGAAAAAAAACGUAACUAUUCAGUUAUAACGAUUUGAAUGAAUGUGAUGUAAACCGGAAAUCAGAACCGGAAGUUUAAGAAAAAAAAUGUUUCCUUUAAAAAAAGAGAUCCGGGAUCAACUAUACUGGAUGCCCCGCUUAUCUCCAAAAGCUAUUUUUGUGAUCUAAGUUUGAAAAAUUAGAAUAUAUUCCUGGUAAUUCCAGACUACAUGAUGGUCCGAAAACGUCGUUCCGAGUCGAAUCUUCUGGACCGUCGCCUGACGAAAGACUCUUCGGAGCCGAUCAAAGGCGAUUCUGAGCCCAGGGACCUCGGCUUCACCCCAAGAAAGAGCCACCGUCUCAAGCAUUCCCACGAAUCCGAAGCCCCUCGCAGCCCGUUCAGGUGUCCGACAAUCAAUUAAUUCAAUGGGAAGAUGUUUUUUGCAGAUUUGCAACAGCGGAACCGGAUUUCGGUGCUGAUCGUGAGACGUCGCUUUCCCCAAUAAAGAAGGUGAAACGAGGCGUUUCGCUCAGGAAACACGCCGAGUGA
Molecule: messenger RNA, 4931 nt
Organism: Caenorhabditis auriculariae
Lineage: Eukaryota; Metazoa; Nematoda; Chromadorea; Rhabditida; Rhabditidae
Source: the annotation of a GenBank genome assembly